AUGUUCCUACUCAUUUAUUUUUAAUUUGCAUUUGCUCUUUAAGAUUGCUAAUAAUAAUAUUAAGAUUGUUUUAAUCAAGAUAAUUGCAUCAUAAAAGACUGCGAAGCUUAAUUAUUUGUAUAAACUACAUGGAAAUUUUAAAAUAUUACUAUGAAAAAUGUUGUUUUCAACAUAGAAAAUCAUUAAUCUUAGGUUGAAGAAUACUCCAUAACAGCCUAAAUUAUGACUAUAUAAUCUUCGACGUUUUAAUAAAACAUCGGAGAAUACUUUGUAGAUUUAGCAUUUCAGGGACUGGAAAUCAUACUUUAAGAUAUAGACUUUGUCUUAUUUGAGAAAGUUUAAUUUACAGCAAAAACUCUAUAAUUGUAGGAUGUUGUGAUGAAUACCAAUUUCCUAAUGAUGUAUUCUGAUUAUGUUGAAUUGGAAAACUCCCUAAUAUAAUGCCAUUUUUUAAAGUGUCUUGGUGCUGAUUGUCUGUGUAAUUAAGGUUACUGUAAUAAAAAUUUGAUUGGAGAAAUAAAACCAUUUAAGAGAAUUCCCGUUAAUUUAGAAGAGAAUUUCACUCUUGGUAUUGCAGCAGAUGAAGUACUGUUACAAAACACAUAAUUAUUUGGAAGUAGUAUUGGUAUUUAUGCGAAUAAAUCUAAUAUAACCAUCGAUUCUAAAUCUAUUGUUUAUGCAUCUGGUUUAGGAUGCAAGGAAUAAUAAGGAUAUGGUUGUGGAUUUUAUGAUUGGAUGUUAUCCUACACUUUGAAAUGUGGAUCUUCUGGAGGGAGUCAUGGUGGCUUUGGUGGAAGACCCAAAUCAUAAGUGCUUGAUUUUGAUGAAUAGUGCAAAAAGUUAAUACCUAGAGAAGCUUAUGGAAAUCCAUUUAAUCCAUUAUUUGAGGGAUCUGGAGGUGGAGGAAACUACUUUGGAGGAUAUGGUGGAGGAGUUAUCUAUUUUUAGAAUGGAACAAUAGAAACCAAUGGGGAAUCUUCUUAGAGAGAUGAUUCUAUUAUCUAUGGUGGGGGGUCUGGUGGAUCAAUUUAAUUUAGAGGCAAACUGUUUGGAAGAGGACUUGUAUCUGCUGAAGGUGGUGAAGGAUCAAAAAUUAGUGGGAAAGGAAGCGGAGGCAGAAUAUUUUUUGAUGAUCCAAUGAAUCAUAAUCUGAAAAUAACUACAGGCCUGAAGUCUUCAUAAGGAACUAUAUAUUAUAAUGAGUGUCCUUAAGGAUUUGGAAUAAUUAGAUAAGAUUCAAGGUGUACAUAAUGUCCAUCAGGGUUUUAUACUUAUUUAUCAAGCGUUGGAGAAUGCAAAAGAUGCAUUAAUUAUGAUGAUGAUGUUAAUAUUUAUGAAUAAUCGAUCAGUCCAAUAUGUAAAAUAUAAUCAUGUAAAUAUGGAAAAAUACUUGAUAAAUAAUAAUGUGUCGUAUAUAAUUUUGUUAGGUAAUCUGGAGGUGAAAAUGUUUUAUUUGGCAUCAUUUUCUUUAUUGGAUUACUGGUCGUAAAUUUCAUCAUAUUCCUCUGUCUAUAAAAGCGAAUCUCUAAUCAUAAAGUUAACUAAACUAUAUCCUUCUCAGACCUCCAAGAAAAUCCUAAUUUAUACGAAGCAGCAUCAGAAGAUCCGAGAUUUCUACCUGAAGAUCUUCCUUACUACGUUAAAAGGUUAUAUAUUUAAGGCAACAACACUCCUAGUACUCCAUGGCAUUUACCUCUUCAUACUUAACUUGAUCAAUAGGAUAUCAAUAAUAUAGUUUCGAAUAUUAACUCUAUUGGAUAAUACACAAAAUGGUAAUAAAUCUCGUUAGUGUUCUUAAAGAUUUGGUACUUCCCUUUUUACUUUAUAUUAUUAAAGUACUACCAAAAGAAAAAAUCUAAGCAGAUCUUCAGCUUUAUGCAAAAGAAUAAUAGAUUUAGCAUUUAUUGUCUGAAACUAUCCUGUAGUUCAGAUUACACUUUAGCCUAUAUAGAUGUCUUGAAUUAUAAUAAUAACAUCUUAGAUUGGAACAAAUCCACUCAAUUUCCAAUUUCCUUAGUGUUAUAAGGAGAUGGAGAUUUCCUAUUUCCUUGGUAAAUCAAUUUAAAAGAUCCCUUGGUAAAAUCAAUGAAGAUGUCAUUUGAGAAAUAGAAGAUAUUUAUGCCAAUAGAUGACGGUGAUUCAGAUGGUUUAUUAUCUGAAAAUGAUGAAGAGGAAAUACACACUUUUGAUGAAUUCAUUAUAAAAUUCAAUUUAUUAAUGUUGCAGAUAGAUAUUAGAAAGGGAAAUGCAGAAUUCAUUAAAAAUUGUUUUUCUUUAUUUGAAUUUAUUGAUGAAAGCAAUAGUGAGAUUUUCAACAAAAAACAAAUCUUGUUAGAUAUAUGUUUUCACAUUUUGGGAUUUCAAUAAUCAUCUUUGAUCAUAUUGACUACUUAAAAGCUUCUCGAUUUUCAAUAGACUUUGAGAGAACUCCAUUAUAUAGUGAAUUACAAAUCAGAAUAUCAGAUUAAGGUAUCAGUUAAUUUUGAAAAGUAAGAUUUUAAUGUCAAGAGAUAUUACGAUAAUUAAAUUGUAAUUAAUACUAUUAAUGAUAUAAAUAAACAAAUAACAAUGUAUUAAAGGUAUGAGGAAGACAAAGAGGAAUUGAAUAAUCUAAAAAUGUAAAUGCAAAGGAAAAUAGAGGCUGAUGGAAUACUCACUCCAUUAUUAGCUUAAAAGUAGGACGCAGAAGAAGAAGAGGAUAAUCAUUUAUAAAAAAAUAAUAAGUGUAAUAUAUUGUGGGUUAGAAUUAUAAGAUUCAUCACAAUUACAUUUUCUUAUUUUCUACGUUAUAGAGAUUUCAAAAAUGAGAGAAUGCUGACAUCAGUUUUGGUUGUGCUAUGCAUAAUUCAAAUUACGCUUUAUGUGAUAUAUGUAUUAGAAUUGAUAGUUGAUGUUUUCGACACAACAUAUUUAGAUUAACAGUACUUUUUUACCUUUUAUGUUGUCGAAGCUAUUGUGUAAAUAACCUUGUUCCCCUUCUCAUAACUAAUUACUGAAAUAGUUUUGGUGAUUUGGUUAUUGAAUCCGCAGAAGAAGUAUUUUGGAAAGAACUUCUUAAUCUUCAACUUCUGUUCCACCAUCAACAAUAUGAUUUUAUCAAUAUUUGCCAUCAUAGAAUUUGCAAUAAUCACCAUAUAGAAUUUAGAAUCAGACUAUUACUUCUUUGCAUCAGUAAAGCUAAUUCUAUUUUUGAUCCAAAGUGUACAAGGGUAUCUAGGGACUAAGUAUUUAACCCUCUGA
This is a messenger RNA of Paramecium tetraurelia, 3240 nucleotides long. RefSeq lists its product as uncharacterized. The record is from RefSeq and is a predicted model, not a curated record. The transcript has 3 exons. NCBI's taxonomy places the organism in Eukaryota, Ciliophora, Oligohymenophorea, Peniculida, Parameciidae.